UUCAGCCGCUGCCACCACAGCAGCUGCGCCAGCUCUCUCAUCCGCCGCCUACCCGCAGCCCCGCCGGCCCCGCCCCAUUCCUCCCUAGCCGCGGCCCAUUCGCUAGAUAGGCUGCCAUGCUGAGUUCUCAUUGGCCAAUCCUCAAGUCCUUCCCCAGUUCUCGCCCGCUGCCGAUGCAGGACGCCCUGCCCGCCUCCUAGAGAAGGGGCGGGGUUGAGAAGCUCCGCCCCUUUCCCCCUCUCAUCCUCUCUGCCUAACUCGUUCAGCCCACCUCAGAGGCAGUCCGUGUCUUUCAAUUGGUGGAGGGUCAGAGAGACGGUGCCUCUGAUUGGUCAGGCCCCGAGGUGGGCGGAACUGAGCGGAAUUGCAUGGUGAAAAGGAAAGUCAAUCAGGCUCCGAGUCCCGCCUUCUGAGAUUGGCGGGUAACCUAGCAACGCAGGGACCUCGGAGGUAACGUUAAGUAGAAAAACCCGGAGCCCUCGGAGCGGGAAAACAGAGGCAGGAGGCCUGUCCAGCCCAUCGAAGUCUCCCAGGGCCCACGGAGACCAAGGAGGCCGCUCGUAACAUGGCGUCAGACAUCCUGGCCGUGGGCGCCCUCUACCAGGUCCCUGACAUCAACAAAAUGAGGGCGAUCGCAGAGACACCCCAAAAGGCAGCUUCCCCACUGAAACCCUUCACCCCCUUGAAGACCAAGCUCACCACCAUCGAGACCAAGAGGAUCAUGUCCGUGCUGGAUGAGACCAUCCAAAAGGUGGAGCUGGUGACGCUGCUGUCCUACGUGGCAGCCAACACCGAGGACCUGGAGGGCCUGCUGGGCGAGGACCUCGCCAGGGCGGUGCGGGAGCAUGAGGACCUGUGCCAGGUGUUCAUGGACAAGGUCAGCUACCUGCAGGAGGAGGAGAUGCAGCUGCAGGCCGAGGAAGAUUUCGAGGAGGAAGCCUGGUUCCGGGACCUCCUCCUCUCCAUCGAGCUGCAGAAAUCCAACCUCCUGCCGGUCAUGGGGCAGAUCAGAGACUCCACCAAGAACAUCCUGAGACUCCUGCUCAGCCGCCCGCAGGCGGCCCAGCUCGUGCGGGCGCAGGCGCAGGAGCGGGGCCCGGGAGCGCAGGGCUUCAUCGACAGCCUGGUGGAGCUCCGCGGCUUCCUGUUUGAGAAGCUGCUCACCUGCCCCAUGGAAGCCAGAGACAAGAGCCAGUUCAUCCAGGAGAUCACGAAGCGGAACAGGAAGAACCAGGAGGUCAUCGACACGCUUGAGAACGAACUGGAGGAGAGAAUGAAGAGCAGGGCUGCGGAGGUGGAGAAGGAGAACUUUGUGAUCCAGGAACUGAAGAACCACCUGCACCAGGUGCUCAAGUUCUCGGAGAACAGCCUGCUCCGCACCAAGCAGGAGGCCGAGAAGCAGCAGAAGGCGGACUACCGGGCCUCGCAGGGGCGGGCGGCCAAGAUCCAGCAGGACAUCCUGCAGCUACGCUCGCAGUUCCACAGCCUGGUCAUGGAGAACCGGGAGGCAGAGCAGGCGCUCAGGAAGAAGAAAUAUAAAGUGGAGACGGAAAUCGAGAACUGGAUCCAGAAAUACGAUACGGAGAUGAGCGAGAAGCAGGACGAGUACGAGGAGCUGGACAUCAUCCACAAGGAGGAGAAGAUCCAGCUGGAGGAGCUGCAGCAGAGGUACGAGGUGCUGGUGGAGGAGUUCGCCCAGAUCCGGGAGGAGCGGGAGAUCACCUCCAAGAAGAGGAUGGAGGACGAGCAGGAGAUGAUGCGCAUGGUGAGGGCGGCCACGCUCAUCCAGGCCGUGUGGAAGGGCUACCUGGUCCGCUCCCUGCUCAGGUCCAAGAGGAAGAAACGGGGCAAGGGCAAAGCGAAGGGCGAGAAGGGCAAGGGCAAGGGCAAGAAAUGAGCCCCCUCCCCCAAGCCCUGUCCUGAUCCCGUGCACGGCCUCCCCCCUCCCCCCGAGAGCCGGCCAGGAAGCCACUGGCACCAGGAAGCCCGGCGAUCAUAACUUUCAUACUUUUUCAAAAUUAAAAACCAUUUUAAACCACUUCCUGUGAAUAAACCUC
Messenger RNA from Myotis daubentonii (Daubenton's bat), 2057 nucleotides. RefSeq names its product dynein regulatory complex subunit 10 (gene DRC10). The record is from RefSeq and is a predicted model, not a curated record. NCBI's taxonomy places the organism in Eukaryota, Metazoa, Chordata, Mammalia, Chiroptera, Vespertilionidae. Gene Ontology annotation, molecular function: protein binding.